AUGCGACACACCACCCUCCUCUCCGCCACAACGGCGCUCCUCGCCAGCACCAGCACCGCCCAAUCCGUCGCCUCAUCCUCCUCCAAACGCGGUCUCUGCCACGUCCCCUCCAACAAACACCCCGAAGACGACAAAAUCUGGCUCCAAGGCCCUUCCCCGCCGACAUGGUAUUACAACUACAAGCCCGAGCCUACAGCCGAAUACGCCAAAAACACCGCCAUGCAAUUCGUCCCUAUGCUCUGGGGCGCCAGUCCAGACGACAAAGGCACUCCAUUCCUUGAUUCCGUCAAACAGCAAAUUGAAAACGGCGCAAACAUCUCCUACGUCCUCGGCUUCAACGAGCCAGACGGCGGCUACGACACCGGCGGCUCCAGCCUCGCUGCCAGCCUCGCCGCUGCGCGUUGGAAAGCCGAAAUGGAGCCCUUGAAAGAAUUGGGUGUCAAGCUCGGCGCUCCUGGCGUUACCGGCGCAGAGACUGGUUGGCAGUGGCUCGAGAAUUUCUAUAAUGAGUGCAAUGGGGGCUGCAACCCGGAUUUUGUGCCUGUGCAUUGGUACGGGAAUUUCGAGGGCAUGAUGAGCCAUAUUGGGCGGGUCACGAGUAAAUGGCCCAACUUGACGGUGUGGGUGACCGAGUAUGGGUAUCCGAAUCAGCCGUUGGAGGAGGCGCAGGCAUUUUAUAAUAUGAGUGCUACGAGUUUUGAUUCUUGGCCGAACAUUACGCAUUAUUCGUACUUUGGGGCUUUUCGAUCCGAUGUAUCGAAUGUAGGAGCUAAUGCGGCCAUGUUGACGCAGGAUGGAAAGUUGACGGAUAUUGGGUCUUGGUACUUGGGUGGUCCGGCUACGAAGAAUAUUCCUAAGAAGUCUUCUGCUGCCGUUGCGGUUGGUGUGCCGGCUACAGCGUAUGCUUUUGUUGCUUCGGUGACUAUGUGGCUGUUCUGGGCUUAA
Molecule: messenger RNA, 945 nt
Organism: Bipolaris oryzae ATCC 44560
Lineage: Eukaryota; Fungi; Ascomycota; Dothideomycetes; Pleosporales; Pleosporaceae
Product: glycoside hydrolase family 128 protein
Exons: 2
Coding region: 1-945 (314 amino acids)
Biological process (GO): fungal-type cell wall polysaccharide metabolic process
Cellular component (GO): fungal-type cell wall
Source: RefSeq, a predicted model, not a curated record